Molecule: messenger RNA, 780 nt
Organism: Brassica rapa (field mustard)
Lineage: Eukaryota; Viridiplantae; Streptophyta; Magnoliopsida; Brassicales; Brassicaceae
Product: glutathione S-transferase T2-like
Source: RefSeq, a predicted model, not a curated record
AUGGAUUCAAGGGAUCCUUCGAAUCCAUAUAGUGACUCCCCUAGUUAUAGCUAUCUUCUCCACAGUCAAAACUUCCAGUAUGGAAGUUUUCCUCCGAGUCAAAACUAUGGAGGAGGAUCGGAGAUACCUCCUUUUAGUUCACAAGCACCAGAGGCUCCCGCUCAACGUGAAAACCCAUCCGUUGCCUCUAAGGAGAGAAGGCAAUGGACUCCAGCUGAUGACGAGGUUGUAAUAAGUGUGUGGCUCAAUACAUCUAAGGAUGCUGUAGUUGGAAAUCAACAAAAAUCUGGGACGUUUUGGAAACGUGUAGCGGAGUAUUAUGCAUCUAGCCCACAUGCGAAAGCGAGUGGUGAACAUAGAGAGUGGCUCAAUCUUAAGCAGAGGUGGCAGAAAAUUAAUGACUACACCAACAAAUUCUGUGGUGCUUACGCGGCUGCAGAGAGACACAUCAGUUCUGGUCAGAGCGAGACUGAUGUCCUCAAGGCGGCUUAUGAUAUUUACUUCGCUGAUCAUCAAAGGAAAUUCAAUCUGGAGCAUGCCUGGUGUUUGUUAAGGUUUGAGCAGAAGUGGCUGAGUCUUAACACUCCUAAACCGACCGGGAGUGGAAAGCGAAGGCUGGAGAGGAUUGUUCGCAAACAUCAAGCGCCACUAUUGGAUGAUCUCAUGAGGAAGAAGAAUUUGUCGAAGCUUGCCAUUCUAGACACACUCCUAACUAAGCCAGGAACACUAAGUGAGGCUGAGGAAGUUGUGAAGAACAAGCUGCUCGCUCAGCUUUUCUGA